Hemisphaericaspora subhashii is the source of this 450-nucleotide messenger RNA. It is a transcript of the gene SPC19, whose product is annotated as Spc19p. The record is from RefSeq and is a predicted model, not a curated record. Gene Ontology annotation, cellular component: spindle microtubule; DASH complex. Bases 1 to 450 code for a protein of 149 amino acids. Gene Ontology annotation, biological process: attachment of spindle microtubules to kinetochore. Lineage: Eukaryota; Fungi; Ascomycota; Pichiomycetes; Serinales; Debaryomycetaceae. The transcript has a single exon.
AUGUCAGAGGUGUACGAUAAUCUUUCCAUAUGUACAAACUCAUUAAAGGAAAUUGUAUCUUCAUUGAAUAAUACCGUACAGCUAAUGAAUGAAGGUAAUAAGGAUACAAAUAGACUCAAUCAAGUAUUGGCAACAAAAAGAGUAUUUGGAUUGGUUCCAGAUAUUGAUAUAACGGAUGCUACAAAUGUAUACAAACAAGAAAUGAGUCAGGAAAUAGAACAAGCACUUGGUAAAUUAGAUCGAAUGUUGGCUGAAUCCAAAGAUAAAAAAGCAACACAACAAAGAAGGAGAGAUAGAUUGGUAAAUAAAUUAAAUUCAAUGCCUUUACAAGGAAGUCGAUUAUCUAAACGAAAGACCUUAGAUCUUUUGAAGCAGAAGAAACGAAGGUUACAGUAUAGUAUGGCUAAUAAAGAAAAAGAAAGAGAAAGGGAAAGAUCAAGAAAAUCUUAA